Syngnathus typhle (broad-nosed pipefish) is the source of this 3097-nucleotide messenger RNA. RefSeq names its product SERTA domain containing 4 (gene sertad4). Lineage: Eukaryota; Metazoa; Chordata; Actinopteri; Syngnathiformes; Syngnathidae. The record is from RefSeq and is a predicted model, not a curated record. The transcript has 4 exons. The coding region runs from base 872 to 1984 and encodes 370 amino acids. Gene Ontology annotation, cellular component: nucleus.
CCUCCCCUCUCCCACCUUCCCCUCUGUUUUUCUCGCUCGCAUCCUUGCAACCACCGCACCCGUCCAAAAAGUGGUGCUAAAAUAUCUCUACGUGGUGUUGGAAAGAAAGAAAAUACUACUAGAUCCAGUGCCCGUUCCAUGUAAUCCCACCGAACCUGAUGAUCAUAAAUUGUUUUCAUCUGUGCCUUUAAACUUUAUAAACAAAACAACAACAACAACAACAACAACUAAGAGGGCAAAAAAGACAAGUCAGCUGCAUCGUCUUCGUUUCUUCGGGUCUCCCAUCUGACCAGUGUGAUAAAUUACGAGGUGUCCUCGAACGCCUCACAGCAGCAGUUGACUUGAAGAGAUGCGACUGCGACGCGGCUGGCUACGUGUUGUUUUUCCUUUCCUCUCCCUGUCUGCACAGCCACAAGAAGAGAGACAGCCAGCCAGCCAGCCAGCCAGCCAGCCAGCCAGCCAGCCAGCCAACCAGCCAGCCAGCCAGCCAGCCAGCCAGCCAGCCAGCCAGCCAGCCAGCCCAGACAUCAGCAGCGCUGGCCCACCACGUCUUUGCAUGUUCUCCAUGGACGCAAUGACUAAUUAGUGCCCCCUUAUUGAAGGAAUCGGAAAAUACCUUUUGGACGGACGGACGGACGGACGGACGCACGGACGGCGCGCGAGGAUUCUCUUGGCGUGUGGAAACGCGCGUCUCGACAUAUUUCCUGUUUUCCGUCCAGUCUGGAAACAACGCAUACACAUUUUGUUUGCUUUGGCGUUUUAUUUAUUAUUAUUAUUUUAAUUGCUGCGCUGGGAUUUGGUGUCCACCUGAAAAGCAAUUGUGGAGGCAGAUACCAAGGCAAUUCAACUCAGAGCCAAAAGAGUCAAAGAGAUGACCCUGGUCUUGUCCAUGAAUCCUUUCUCGGAGCCAGAGGGAGAACCUCCCUUCCCGACGUACCGACCCAUAUGGAAAACGGAGCGCUGCGGGAAGAGCAGCACGUGCCCGUCAAACGGUGCCUCGCCAGGCCACGCUCAACACCAACUCAAACCGGGCCACAAUGGUCCCUUUGGACGACUUCCCGACCAUGCGGCAAUGUCAAGAAUUGCAUACUUCAAGAGGAAGUUUGUCGACGAGGACCACGCUUCGUUCACUUUCAGGACGUACUGCCAGACUGUGGCCCCCGUUUUGGAGGAACGUGCCCACGUUCUGCGUCUCUCUCUGGAGAAGAUGCGCUUCAUCGAAGACCCCGAGGUUUUCCUGCGCCGCUCCGUCCUGGUCAACAACCUCCUCCGGCGUCUGCGAGCCGACAUCCUGCUCCAGAGCGCCGAAUGGUGCUUCUCUCCCAACCCGCUUUUAACGGGCGGCGUCUUAGCGCCGCCGCCCUCAACCCCCACGCAGCAGCAGCAGCAGCAGCAGCAGCAGCAGCAGCAGCAGCAGCAGCAGCAGCAGCAGCAGCAGCAGCAAGCACUCAACAGGUCGGCGGUAGCAACGCCAAUGUGCUUAGCGUCCCAAGCAGGCCCGCCCUUCCGUAAGCGCUUCCGAACGCACCGUGCGGGACAAGGGGACCUGGGCGACGGCUGCGCCCAGACUUGCUGCUGCAUCUACGCUGCGGCGGCGGCGGCGGCAGCUGCGGGACACUACCUUCACCUCCCUUUGUCCAUGUAUGAUGGGCAAGUGCCCGGGCCGCACUCCUCCUCUUCCUCCUCCUCCUCCUCCUUUCAAAUAGCCAGCCAUCCGAAGUUAGGACUGACUGUGGUCGAUGGGCCCGACGACGAUGACGAUGAAGAGGAAAUUGAUGAAGAGGAGGAGGAGGAGGAGCUGGGCGGAGGGAGACAAGCGGGACCUUCUAGCCAUUGGCUUCGACUUAGGUCAAGGCAGAAAAGCCGGACGAGGACCGCGCAGGCUCACGCUUGCGCUAGGACACGAGCAGACAGCUGCGUGACAGAGCAGGAGGAGGCGGAGCCAGAAGAGGAGGCGCAUGGCAGCCCACCUUGUGAGUGCUGAAGGAGAUCUUCACUCUUUGCAGCAAUGACAAUUUGCAAGUCUUGGGGACAGAAACUUAGAGCAGCUUUACCUGGAAUACCAAACUGAUGAAACGAAAAAAAGCUUCAGCUGUUUGGCAUUGCGUGCUUGAAUGAGAAGGGAUGGAAAGUCCAGUCUUGCUCUGUCUUAAGUUGAGCAGCUUGUGCUUGGAAUAGGAUGUAGCAUUGCAAAACUUGACUUGACUCUUUUUCAUCGUGCUGACUUGACAUUCUGUCCACUAUUUGGCUGCAAGAGCGAGAUGAGAGAAACAACCAUCAUGCAGAAGUGCCUUCAAGUUUUUACGUGUCUUCAUGUAAUUGUUCCAAAAAAGACUUGACACUGGCAUUUUGUUGAAUGCUGUGGCCUUUAGCAAAUGUGGCUGAGACUCUUACUAAAUAUACACUCCAAAUGCAUUUAAAAAAAAAUGAUUAGAGUGAUGAUGUGGAUGACUCAGCACUGACCAUACGCAAUCUUCAGCCGACCUUGAAGAACACUUGUUCUGGCUUACUUAAAGCCUAGUUUGUAUGUUUUUUUUUAACACACUUUUAAUACACACUUUGAUUAGCAUUCACGGCAUUACCAGCUUUUUCUUGCUACUUUGUUAGUCUGGGUGACAAAUCCAACUUUUUUGGUUCACUUCUGUUCAAGCAACAUAAAUAAUAGAUAUGAGGAAGAGCUCUUGCUUUCCAAAACAAUUCAAACUCCCAAUUAAUUUGACAGCUACUUUAGAUGUGUUUGUUACUUCCUCGCUCGCUCGCUCGCUCCCUCGCUACCUGCUUGCCUGCCUCUCAUCUACUGUUCAAACGACGACAACAACAACGACGACACACUAAUGACUGUUUUGGCAUGUGUGACUCUUACAAAUUGACGAGUGAUGUACCCCCCCCCCCCCCCUUCCACCCUGCCCUUUUUUUGCAUCAUCCAAAUCCUGUGCUUACCAGUGUUAUUUUUUCAAGGAACGAAUUGAACAAGUCUAUGUUUUUGAAGCCAAAACAAAACAAAAAAAGUGUAAGAGUCCAAGUACUCUCUUCUCCUCUACUAAAGAAAUGUUCUGUGAUAUGUGGCAAAAUCAGUAAAAAGUUGCGAAAAGCCAAA